CCUCGCUUACAAGGCUCGAUCUGAGUGGAUGCACUGAACUCAAGUCCCUCAAGGGAAUCUCCGAGAUGCCAAAGUUGGAGACAAUUUUGCUCCCCAAGUCCACCGAGUCCCUUGGAGGCUUGCCGAGGGAACUGCCUUCGCUAAAGCUCCUCACAUCCCCAUGAUCUAUUGGACUCGCGUCUCUUGGUUGGCCGUCAGCGGUGCCGAUGUUGCUUGAGCUCGACAUUCCAACCGGCGUUGAGGCCCUCGUCGAUGUUCCCGAGGAGCCUCCGUCCUCACCAAGCUCACAAUCUCCUCGCGCAAACCCCACACCAUUGAGCCAACUCCCAAGGAUGCCAAAGCUCAAUCAUCUCGUCCUCUCAAGUCAAUUUGUGAGCCUGGCCGAUCUGCAUGUAAAUCAAAGCUCCCUCACAGUCCUCGAUUUGCACGCUUGCUGCGAAUUGAAGUCGCUGGAUGACAUUCCCUCGUAUCCCAAGCUCGAGAUUCUUCACGUCCCUCGAUCGAUUCGCAGAGUCAGCGGACUGGUCGACAAGCUUCCCUCGCUCAAGACACUGCAUUUGGACUCAAGUAUGAGGCCAUCCGAUCGAUCCUUGUUGGCUGGCACGUUUGGCCGAUAUGCUGGCUCCUUCAGUCUUGGAUGGAGCAUCAUUCGCCGGAGGAUUUCCGGGCUUCCGAAUGGAUGUCGAGUGGUGUUCAACGAUUCGUUCGAAUACACCUUUGGCUCAUCCCCAAAGUAGCUCAGCAUGGAGCUGCUCAAUGUCAUGUGUUCAUUCUCCAGGUUUUACUCUCUAUGUUUUCCAUUCCACUCCGUUUCGACUUGUUUCUUCCAAUUCAAAUUUCUUCCUCACACUUCCGACAUCUCACUUCGUCCGAUCAGAUUGUGUGAUAUUCGUACUGGAGGACGGCUCUGGUGCUGUGGUGUGAGACGAUCCUGCUUUGUUGCUGUCAAACCCGAAGCGAGUCCAAAUCCCUCACAAUCUAUGACAGUCCACACACCGC
Messenger RNA from Polychytrium aggregatum, 999 nucleotides. RefSeq lists its product as uncharacterized. NCBI's taxonomy places the organism in Eukaryota, Fungi, Chytridiomycota, Chytridiomycetes, Polychytriales. The coding region runs from base 207 to 737 and encodes 176 amino acids. The transcript has a single exon. The record is from RefSeq and is a predicted model, not a curated record.